AUGCAGAGUGCUCCCGGCCGACCAGGCCAACAGGCCGUCGCGAAACCCUACUCUCAACCCGGAGUCGCCAAGCCGGCAGCACCGCGAAGGACAGCGGGACAGGCGAUCAGGGGAAGCCAGAGGGCUGCAGUACGAGAACGAUGGGACCGAGUUUUUGGAGGACAGGCUUUCCUUGAGCCUGGUCCGACGAAUCGCCUCGUGCUGUCCAUGCGGUCGGGCAUCCCGGCAGAGGUGGACUUCGGCCUGGGACACCUCGUCCAGGUCACCUCGAUGGAACCGGACCUCGUCCGCUUUAACGAGAUGCCCGGCUUGCUCGACGGAUGUCUCGCCUUGAUCCGGGAUUACCUCGAGCGGCGGCGGGCAGACCGGCUACGAGGAACACCUGCGAUGACCCCCUUCGUCGGUGAGGAGGGCAGGGACGUCGUGCGGCGACGAGCGGGAGAGGCUGCCCUGAUUCUGCGGAAUCUGGCGCCGGAGAAGCGGAGUCAGGAGCCGCUCAAGGAGAGCAAGAAGCUGAAGAAGGUGCUCUGCGAGGUUCUGGAGGAAGGCAUGGUGGACGAGCUGGACGCAGAGGAGACGACCGAGAUUCGGGUCUACCUCCUCGACGUGCUCGAAUGCAUCGCCGAGCACAUCCCUCUCGCCCUCCCUGGUCACGCCAUCGCUGCUGCCGCCGUCGACGACGACAAGGACGACCGUCCACUUCCCAAGCCUGAACCGCUCGACUCGCCUUCGGUCCGCCUCUUCCCCCUUCUGGUCGCCCUUACCCGCUCCACCGACCGCGCACUUGUCCUCGGCGCUUUCCGCUGCCUUACGGCCCUCGCUCUGAACGACAAGUCGGACGCUGUCUUCGCCCUCCUCACCUACGAAGCCAUCGAGCCCCUCCCGAAGCCUCAUCCUCAUCCUAUCCAAACCGCCAUCGAGCUCCUUCCCGUCAGCGACGCCGAGCUCAGCCUCGCCAUCCUCGAGUUCCUCUACCAGCACACCCUCCUGCCGUCCAAUGCCGUUCUCUUCGCCUCUCGUCCUGAACUCGCGGGUAUCCUUCGACUGGUCUUCAGCAAAUUCCACAUCCGUGCAAAGCUCGAGGAGAUCGACAUCGACGUAUCCACGGCGCCGUUCGAGGGUAAGCAGUACCACGACUCGCACGGCUUCAAGCACUUGCGGAAACCGACGGGCUCGUCGAAGGCGACCGAGGGCAGUCUCGUGACGGCUGGCGAGCUGGCGCGCUUGCUACCACUGCCAGAACCGCAGCGGGUAUUGACAUGGAUGCGCCUUGUCUUUGAGAUGGAUCCGCAAGGCUCGAUCCAGCAAACGGAGCUGUGGCAAGCGUACCGCGCGCAGUUCGAGUUGAACUUGCGACCAGGACACCCGCAAAUGUUCCCGGCGGCCGACGUGAUCAAGUACUCGACGACGGCGUUUCCUGAGUCGGUCCCGAUGGUGAGCGAGGAGGGCGGAGCGCGCAGAUUCAUCAUCAAGGGGCUCAAGCUGAAGGACCGACCCGAACUCGACGGCCGACGCGCGUGCAAGUGGAUGGGCUGCCACGCGCAGAUCAGCGCCGUCGACAAGCCUCUCACCUGCUACCAACACCUGCACACCUCUCACAUCGCGACCUCGAACCCUCCGACCGCCUGUCAGUGGCUCGGCUGCAACUACGCGACCUCGCAGACAGCAGACGCCCUCCGAAUUGCCGAGCUCCUCCUUCACGUCCGCACGCAUCUCCCGCCUCUCUCCUCCGCCUCUCUCGCCGUCUCCGAAGGAUCCCCGCUCAAGCCCAUGCCGGCCGUUCUUCACCACCAGCGCUUCCAUGCCGAGAAGGAGGGUACAGCUUUCGACUCGAGCGCGACAGGUCACGGCUUUUUUGCCGCACUCGUCGUCCGCAAUCUCGGUCGCGUCGCCAAGCUCGCCGUCGAUGCCCGCACUUCCGCCGCGGCGUCUGCUGCGUCAGGCAAGGGUGCGAGCGGUUCUGCCCUCGUCGCGAGUGGCAACGCAGCGAUCGGGCGACUCGCCGGCGACCAGCAGUCGAUCUUCGAGGCGUUCGCAGCGGCCGCCGAGGGUAGCGUCAAGAAGGAGGGCGUGCUCAACCGCCUGCAAAAGGUCGACUACGCCGCCGGUCUCCCGCUCGCAGAAGCGCUCGUCGGCAUGCAGGACGCGCUCAACGCGACCGUCAUGAGCGAUGUCACGCUCGGCAAGAUUCUUGGCGAGACGGCGCUUCAAGUCGAGGAGUGCAGGAGGGGCUUGAAGAAGCUGCGAGCGGCAGCGUCGGCGACUUCGCAGGACGUCGAGAUGAAGGUGCAAGCAUGA
Messenger RNA from Rhodotorula toruloides NP11, 2298 nucleotides. Its product is annotated as chromatin structure-remodeling complex subunit RSC9. The coding region runs from base 1 to 2298 and encodes 765 amino acids. Lineage: Eukaryota; Fungi; Basidiomycota; Microbotryomycetes; Sporidiobolales; Sporidiobolaceae. Gene Ontology annotation, molecular function: DNA binding. The record is from RefSeq and is a predicted model, not a curated record. Gene Ontology annotation, biological process: regulation of DNA-templated transcription. The transcript has 4 exons.